AUGUGGCUAUUCUUUCUGUUACUAUACUUCGUCAGAAGAGUUCCAAGCAAAAUGUUCACCUACGUCGCUGUUGCUUGCCUGUUAGCUGUGGCUCAUGGAGCCCCAUCCGGAUAUUCAGGUGGAUAUGGAUACUCAUCACCGAUCAUUUACAGUGCACCGGCCAUCUCCACCGCCAAUCUAAUUAAAGCGGCUCCGAUUCCCGUCUACAAGACCAUCUCGACACCAAUCAUUUAUCAGUCAGCCCCCAUUGCUCCCAUCGCUCCCAUCGCUCCCAUAAUUUCCACACCAAUUCUGAAGACUAUUUCAACACCGAUCAUUUCACAAGGAUACAGUCUAGGAGGACACGGGCUUGGAAGCUACAAUCAAGGAGGAUAUGACCUUGGAAGCUACAGUAUCGGCGGAUAUGGACUCGGGUUGGGUAAUGGUGGUCAUUGGGGCAAGUUCUAA
Molecule: messenger RNA, 447 nt
Organism: Parnassius apollo (apollo)
Lineage: Eukaryota; Metazoa; Arthropoda; Insecta; Lepidoptera; Papilionidae
Source: the annotation of a GenBank genome assembly